Messenger RNA from Papaver somniferum (opium poppy), 1842 nucleotides. RefSeq names its product putative disease resistance protein RGA4. The transcript has 5 exons. The coding region runs from base 1 to 1842 and encodes 613 amino acids. The record is from RefSeq and is a predicted model, not a curated record. Lineage: Eukaryota; Viridiplantae; Streptophyta; Magnoliopsida; Ranunculales; Papaveraceae.
AUGCUGGAUCUUCAUGGAAAUAGGUCCAUCGAAGCCCUUCCAAGAAAUAUUGGUGAUUUGAAAAGUCUAAGUCUUGAAGAAAUACAGCUAGGCUUUGGAGUUUUAGGUAAACUAACAUUCCUUGAUUUCUCUCACACUCGAAUCAAUGAGUUACCAGAGUCAUGUAAUAACGACCUCUAUAGUUUGGAGACAUUGACUAUAGGUGUUUCUAAACAAGUCAAGAAUUGGGUGAAUCUGAAACAUCUCAUAUCAGGGGGAUCGCCUACACUAAGAGGUAUAGGACGCCUUACUAAUCUUCAAACCCUAUCAAGAUAUUCCGUGAGGCAGCACACUGGUGAUGAUGAUGAUGGUAUUGCAGAUUUGGGAGAACUCAAUCUCCUUGAAGGGAAAUUGGAAAUUGUGAACUUACAAAAUUUGAAAGGUGGAACAGAAGAAGCCCGGCGAGGGAAUCUAAAACUGAAUCAAAACAUUCGCCAGUUGGUGCUACAUUGGUCAAAUAGAUAUCUCAAAGAAGUAACUGAGGCAGAGGUAGAGGUGGUGACUGACGAGGAUGUGUUGACUGGUCAAAUCAUUGAGCUAGGUGAAGAUGUGUUGACUGAUGAAGUCACUGGCGCAGAGGUAGAGGUGUUGCAUGAUGGAGUCAUUAGGGCAGUGGAAGAGGUGUUGAGUGAUCAAGUGGUGUUGGAAGGUCUCCAACCUCAUCCUAAUUUGAGAGAGUUGGUUAUUGAAAAUUUCUUAGGUUUUAGGACUUGGCCUCCUUCCGUGUUUAAAAAUCUCAUUCUAUGGGAAAUGAAAAAUCUGAAAGAAUGGAUUGAGCCAUCGCCACCAGCAACAACUACACUUCCGCAAGGAACUUGUUUUUACCCUUGUCUUGAGGAAGUGGAAAUUAGUCUCUGUCAAAACUUGAGAGUGAUGCCAUCUUCGAUGUUUCCUUCUCUAAAGAAGUUGGUUGUUCAGGUCAGCAACGUCACAGGGCUGUGCUCGUUGCUGCGAAAAAACUUAAUCUCUCUCACCAACGUUAAGAUUGGUAACAUUCCGGGGCUUGAGUUUCUACCAGUACAGAUUCUGCAACCUGGUCUGGAACUGUUAAAGGUUGAAGGAUGCCCUGAAUUUCAAGGUUUUCUUUUGAAUAAAGUGGAGUGCAACUUCUACUUUAGUCGAAUGACUUACCUUCGUAAAGUGGUGAUUCAUCAUUCAGAAAAAUGGAAGCCUUUAAAAGAUUUUCAAUACCUACCUAACCUGGAGGAACUGGAGCUUUGUUGUAAUAGUGUUUAUGAUGAUUCAUCUUCAGCCUCUGCCUCAACACCAGAAUCAACAUCAUCACCAGCAGAAAAUGAAGAAGCAGAGGGUAUUCAACACCUCAUCUCCCUUCGUAACUUGAAAAUUCAUGGAUGGUCCAAUUUUCGUUCUCUGCCUCACCAACUUCAAUACCUCACAAAUCUAAGGGAGUUGAAAAUUAAGAAUUGUGAUGGUUUGGUGGAGUUGCCAGAGUGGCUUGGAAACUUUUCAUCACUUGAAGAAUUGUACAUUGUAGGGUGCAAGAAUCUGAUGCAACUGCCUUCUAAGGAAACCAUGCAAACACUCACUUCACUUGAAGAACUAUCUGUGUAUGUUUGCCCUCUAUUGGAGGAAAGCUGUGCAGACAUAGAAGGUGAAGAGUUUCAAAAGAUAUCUCAUAUCAAAACCAUGCAAAUGGUCUGCAGUGUUGUUUAUGCUACGUCCUCAUUUGCAACAUCAAAACCAUUGGAAUUGGUGGCAUUCUAUACUUACAUGGACCGUGUAGUCAGUGUCAUCGCAUCUCAGGCUGUUACUGAAGCUGCUAACAUUGGGUGGAUUUUAUAG